Molecule: messenger RNA, 1128 nt
Organism: Durusdinium trenchii
Lineage: Eukaryota; Dinophyceae; Suessiales; Symbiodiniaceae
Source: the annotation of a GenBank genome assembly
AUGGCCAAAGAAGCCCUAGAGCUUGUUCGCGAGGCUUUAUUGGCGCUUGCUGGGGUUGGGGCGGCUGAGGAGCGGCGUGGCCACCAUAGGGGGUUGAAGGCAGUGCAGGAUGGGUUUGAAGAUGACCUUUGGGAUGACGCAGAGGUCUUUCAGGAGGUUGCAACGCCGGGUCGCCGGCUUGGGCCUAUACCUCGAUCCACAGAUCGGAGGUGCGACCUCUUGCGCUUUGAUGGGAAGUGGUUGGCCGCCAAAACGAAGGCGAGAGAGGCCUUGAAUGGGCUCCAGCAGCCGGUGCUUAUCGUCCCUUCCUCACAUGGUGAAUGGAGGAUGUUCUCUCAGCUCUUGGAGGAGCAUGGGGAGGAGGUGCACCGUGUGAACAAUGGGCGUGUGAAUGGUGCGGGGAAGGUGCACGGGCAGCUUCCGCUGAAGCAUUAUCUACAGCACAACAGCUCGGACUUCCACAUCUUCACUGUGAAUAGGCCAGACACGGGCAACAGCGGCAAUGGAUCGACUGGACUCAUUGACGAGGUUCGCUGGAGGGUGAAACAGAUGUGGCCCUGGACACAAUUAGCCACAGACCUCGCGGCGCGGUGGAUCUUCUCCUUGGGACUGAAGGCGUCUCAUGUCGACAGACACUCCCAUGAGGAAUCCUGGCUCCUGCUCUUGGAGGGCAGGAAGGCUUGGUGGAUUGGCGCUGAGCCGGGCAACAACCCAGAGUACAUCGCGUGGGAGGACCCUUGUGCUGCUCUGGGCCGUGCCACUCCUCCUGGCAUCCAGUUCUGUGUGCAGCAUCCUGGAGAAGUGCCUGUGGUAGUCUACGUCGGGACGCACCUGGAGCAUUCAACCUGUAACCUUGACCACCGGGUUUGGGGUGUGGGUGCUCAAGGAAGCAGAUCUGAGUGGCCUUUGCUCGUCCAAGCUGCACAAGAGGGGGAGCUUUCCGACGUCAUGUUGCACUCCGUCUGCGCAUCUGUUCUCACCGGCGAAGGCUCUCCAGGAGCUCUUGGAUGCCCGAGCAGAGCCGGUGCAGGCGACCACAGAGCGUGGGCAAAGUGCCCUGCACUUGGCUGCCUCCUUUGGGCGGGAGGCUGUGCUGGAGAAGUUGUUGGCCAAAGGAGCCAGGCUUGA